Messenger RNA from Tyto alba (common barn owl), 8292 nucleotides. It is a transcript of the gene UGGT1, whose product is annotated as UDP-glucose glycoprotein glucosyltransferase 1. The transcript is spliced from 42 exons. Bases 209 to 4804 code for a protein of 1531 amino acids. NCBI's taxonomy places the organism in Eukaryota, Metazoa, Chordata, Aves, Strigiformes, Tytonidae. Gene Ontology annotation, molecular function: UDP-glucose:glycoprotein glucosyltransferase activity. The record is from RefSeq and is a predicted model, not a curated record. Gene Ontology annotation, cellular component: endoplasmic reticulum.
GGCCCGGAAGCGGCGGGAGCGGGCGCGAGCCGGAAGGGAGCGUGGCGGCCGCUGGCAGCUUCUAAAGUUGGUGAUACUUAGUGCAUCCAGGAAAUGCUUGUUUCUUCAUUCCCCAGAGAAGAAGUCCACCCUACCCAGCAGAACCUGAAGGGCUGAUGAGGAACCCUUAACCUUGCCUGGCUCUGCUGACGUUGGCUUCUUUUAUAAAAUGGGAAUACUUAUUGCAGUUCUUGGAAUCUGCUUCAGCUUUUCACUUGUAAAAGGAGAUUCUAAGGCUGUGACAACAUCUCUAACUACAAAGUGGUUUUCAACUCCUUUGUUACUUGAAACAAGUGAAUUUUUAUCAGAAGAAGGUCAAGAAAAAUUCUGGAAUUUUGUUGAAGCCAGUCAAAAUAUUAAGACAUCUGAACAUGAUGGUAGCGAUUAUUCUUCUUACCAUGAAAUGCUGAAAGUAGCCUGCCAGACUCUGUCACCUUUGCAGCAGAAUUUGUUGAAAUUUUCCUUGUCUUUGCGCUCUUAUUCUGCAACAGUUCAAGCUUUUCAACAGAUAGCAGCAGAUGAACCUCCACCACAGGGCUGUGCCCUGUUUUUUGCUGUGCAUGGGGAGAAGACAUGUGAAUUUGACUCUCUGGGAAACCUUUUACAGGCAGCUUCAGAAAGGCCAAAGCCAUUUUUGUUCAAAGGGGACCACAAAUACCCAGUGUCAAACCCCGAAAGUCCUGUCGUCAUACUUUAUGCUGAGAUUGGCUCAGAGGAAUUCUACAGAUACCACAAGAGGCUUGUUUUAAAGGCUGAGGCAGGAGAAAUCACUUAUGUCCUCAGACACUAUAUUGCUAAUCCCAGUAAAGAGAAAGUCUACCUCUCUGGCUAUGGUGUGGAACUGGCUAUUAAAAGUACAGAAUAUAAGGCCAAGGAUGAUACACAGGUGAAAGGCACAGAUGUGAAUGCUACAGUAAUAGAUGAAAAUGACCCUAUUGAUGAAGUGCAAGGAUUUCUGUUUGGAAAACUAAGGCAGUUGUAUCCUGACUUGACAGAAGAGCUGAAGGAGCUUAGAAAACACCUUGUGGAAAGUACCAAUGAAAUGGCACCUUUGAAAGUAUGGCAGUUACAAGAUUUAAGUUUUCAAACUGCUGCUCGCAUUUUGACUGCUCCCCCUGUGGAUGCUUUGAUGGUCAUGAAAGAUCUCAGUCAGAACUUUCCUACAAAGGCCAGAGCCAUAACAAAAACAGUUGUUUCUUCGGAACUCAGAGCAGAAAUUGAAGAGAACCAAAAGUAUUUCAAAGGAACAUUAGGAUUGCAACCGGGGGAUUCUGCCGUGUUCGUCAACGGGCUACUUAUUGACUUAGACACUCAGGACAUCUUUAGCUUGAUCGAUGUGCUACGCAAUGAAGCCCGUGUUAUGGAAGGCCUGCACAGCUUGGGAAUUGAGGGUCUGUCUUUGCACAAUGUUCUGAAGUUGAACAUCCAGCCGUCAGAUUCUGACUAUGCUGUGGACAUCAGAAGCCCUGCUAUUUCAUGGAUCAACAAUCUUGAAGUUGACAGUCGGUAUAAUUCCUGGCCCUCCAAUGUUCAAGAACUGCUGCGUCCCACAUUUCCAGGAGUCAUCAGGCAAAUUAGAAAAAACUUCCAUAAUUUUGUGCUGAUUGUAGAUCCUACUCACGAGACCACAGCAGAGUUACUGAAUGUGGCAGAGAUGUUCUUCAGUAACCACAUCCCACUGAGGAUUGGACUAGUUUUUGUGGUUAAUGACUCGGAGGAUGUUGACGGACUUCAGGAUCCUGGUGUUGCCCUCCUUAGGGCGUACAAUUAUGUGGCACAAGAAAUGGACAAUAAUUAUGCUUUCCAGACUGUCAUGUCUAUAUAUAACAAAGUAAAAACAGGAGAUCAGCUGAAAGUGGAGCAUGUGGUUAGUGUUCUUGAGAAACAGUAUCCUUAUGUGGAAGUCAACAGCAUUCUGGGGAUUGAUUCUGCCUAUGAUCAAAACAGAAAGGCAGCGAGAGGUUACUAUGAGCAAACGGGUGUAGGUCCACUCCCCGUUGUGCUGUUCAAUGGAAUGCCUUUUCAAAAAGAUCAGCUGGAUCCCGAUGACCUAGAAACGGUGACAAUGCACAAAAUCCUGGAAACCACAAGCAUCUUCCAGCGAGCCGUGUACCUGGGUGAAUUAUCUAAUGACCAAGACGUGGUUGAAUAUAUCAUGAACCAGCCUAAUGUCGUUCCAAGAAUUAAUUCAAGAAUCUUAACGUCUGACAGAGAGUACCUAGAUCUGACAGGAAUGAAUAACUUCUAUGUGGAUGACUUUGCUCGAUUUACCACACUGGAGUCCAAAGAUAAGACAGCUGCUGUCGCAAACAGUAUGACCUACUUAACAAAGAAAGGAAUGUCUUCCAAGGAGAUCUAUGAUGAUUCCUUUGUUAGACCGGUUACUUUUUGGAUUGUUGGUGAUUUUGAUAAACCUUCAGGGAGGCAAUUGUUGUAUGAUGCAAUUAAGCAUCAGAAAUCCAGCAACAAUGUUCGAAUUAGCAUGAUUAAUAAUCCUAGUGAAGAUCCAAAUAGCCAGAAUACACUUGUCGCUAAAGCCAUAUGGGCAGCUCUACAGACACAAACAUCAAAUAAUGCCAAGAACUUCAUCACCAAAAUGGCAAAAGAAGAAAUUGCAAAGGCAGUAGAGGCAGGAGCUGACAUCUUAGAAUUUGCUGUUGGGGGUAUGGAUAUCAGUAUUUUCAAAGAAGCCUUUGAGUCUCCCAAGGUGGAUUUUAUUCUGUCCCAUGCUAUAUAUUGCAGAGACGUUCUAAAGCUGAAGAAGGGGCAGAGGGCUGUGAUCAGCAAUGGAAGGAUUAUUGGCCCGUUAGAGGAUGGUGAAAUGUUUAAUCAAGAUGAUUUUCAUCUCCUUGAGAAUAUCAUACUAAAGACAUCAGGACAGAAAAUAAAAUCUCAGAUUCAGCAGCUGGGAUUCGAAGAAGAUCUUGCAAGUGACUUGGUAAUGAAAGUGGAUGCUCUUCUUUCUGCUCAGCCAAAAGGAGAGGCAAGGAUUGAAUAUCAUUUUUUUGAAGAACGAUACAGUGCAGUUAAACUGAGACCAAAAGAGGGGGAGACGUACUUUGAUGUUGUGGCUAUUGUUGAUCCUGUGACUAGAGAUGCUCAAAGACUUGCUCCAUUACUUUUGGUUUUGAACCAGUUGAUAAAUAUGAACCUAAGAGUGUUUAUGAACUGCCAGUCAAAACUUUCUGACAUGCCACUGAAAAGCUUUUAUCGCUAUGUUUUGGAGCCGGAGAUUUCUUUCACAGCAGAUAAUAACUUUGCUCCAGGACCAAUUGCCAAGUUUUUGGAUAUGCCACAGUCUCCACUGUUCACUUUGAACCUAAAUACUCCUGAGAGCUGGAUGGUGGAAUCUGUCAGAACCCCCUAUGACCUUGAUAACAUUUACUUAGAGGAGGUGGAUAAUAUUGUAGCUGCAGAAUAUGAAUUGGAGUAUCUGCUUCUGGAAGGACACUGCUAUGAUAUUACUACUGGACAGCCACCUCGGGGACUCCAGUUUACACUGGGAACUUCAACCAAUCCUGUCAUCGUUGAUACCAUUGUUAUGGCCAAUUUGGGUUACUUCCAAUUAAAAGCCAAUCCUGGUGCAUGGACUCUCAGGCUCAGAAAGGGCAGAUCUGAGGAUAUUUACAGAAUCUACAGCCAUGAUGGCACAGACUCUCCACCUGAAGCUAGUGAAGUUAUUGUUGUUCUCAACAACUUCAAGAGCAAAAUCAUUAAAGUGAAGGUUCAGAAAAAACUAGAUAUGAUGAAUGAAGAUCUACUAAGUGACGGUACCAGUGAGAAUGAAUCUGGAUUUUGGGAAUCUCUCAAAUGGGGAUUCACAGGAGGGCAAAAGAAUGAAGAUGUGAAACAGGAUAAAGAUGAUGUACUAAAUAUAUUCUCUGUGGCUUCAGGACACCUAUAUGAAAGAUUCCUACGCAUAAUGAUGCUGUCUGUGCUGAAACAUACUAAGACGCCUUUGAAGUUUUGGUUUCUGAAGAACUACUUAUCACCUACGUUCAAGGAGUUCAUCCCAUACAUGGCAGAGAAGUAUAAUUUCCAGUAUGAGCUUGUCCAGUAUAAAUGGCCACGCUGGCUUCAUCAGCAAACAGAGAAACAGCGUAUCAUCUGGGGCUACAAGAUUCUCUUUCUAGAUGUGCUCUUCCCAUUAGCUGUUGAUAAAAUCCUGUUUGUGGAUGCUGAUCAGAUUGUGCGCACAGAUCUAAAGGAGUUAAGAGAUUUCAAUCUAGAUGGUGCUCCUUAUGGAUAUACUCCAUUCUGUGACAGUCGAAGAGAAAUGGAUGGCUACAGGUUCUGGAAAUCGGGCUACUGGGCAAGUCACUUAGCUGGAAGAAAAUACCACAUCAGCGCUCUGUAUGUUGUGGAUCUGAAGAAGUUCAGAAAGAUAGCAGCGGGAGAUCGCCUCAGAGGACAAUAUCAGGGUCUUAGUCAGGACCCUAACAGUCUGUCCAACCUUGAUCAGGAUUUGCCAAACAACAUGAUCCACCAGGUGCCAAUUAAAUCACUCCCCCAGGAGUGGCUGUGGUGUGAAACAUGGUGUGAUGAUUCCUCCAAGAAGAGAGCAAAAACCAUUGAUCUGUGUAAUAACCCAAUGACCAAAGAGCCGAAGUUGCAAGCAGCGAUGCGUAUAGUUCCAGAAUGGCAGGACUACGAUCAAGAAAUCAAACUGCUCCAUAGUCUUUUCCAGAAAGAAAAAGAAACGGGAACACCAGCUAAGAUGCCAGGACAACACACACACGAUCCAGCAGCACAUGUGGAAUUAUGAUCCAUGGAGAAAAACUCAAGUUAGACUGUUUCAUAGACAAUUUUUAUAUUGAAAGCUAGUUUUUUUCCGGUAUGUCUGCAAAACUGCUGAAUAAUUGAAUGGGAUGAUGUAUGCAUUUUUAUUACUUGCCUUGGGUUAAUUUCUGCAUAUGAAAUAGGAUCUGGAUUGCUGGAAUUAGCAUUACUGGGGUUUUUUUGCACCUGUGGUGGAGAUGAAAGAGCCCAUGAUGGAAUUUAGCAUUUCAGAAACAAAACUUCAAAAUCCACUGGAAAAGCCACAGCCUAUUCCUUCAGCUGUUGCUCCCUCCACUGCUGAUGAAGAUCCUGUUAGCCUCAGACCUAGCUCGAGCCUGGGAAGUGCAGACCCAUUGAACACAAGUCCUGACCUCAACUGCUGGAGAUAAUUUUUCCAGGUAACAUAAAAAGGCUCAGAAUCAUGCCUUGAAUUUGGGAUACUGUUUUAUCUGCAGGUUCUCAGGUGGUCAAAAAUGCUCACUCAGAUUUGUUCAGUAUGCCCUUGAUUUUGUAACAAAUCCAGCAUUACUUAGAUUUUCUAUUUCCUGUCUUUGUUUAUUGCCCAACUUUUGAAGGUUUGGCUUAAUGUAAAGCUACUAUGCUUUAUUUAAAUGCCCAUCCAAAUACAAAUGCCUAAGCUUACAAAGUGAGCAGAAGAUGGAAUUUGACAGCUCAGUUCAUCUUAUCCCCUCUGACUUGAAUCAAAGUGCCCUCCUUCCUUCCUGAUCAAAGUUUAAAUCAGUCUGCAAAACUGGUAGGGCCUUACUAUUGCUGUGGUUCACUGAUUCAUGAAUGUUUUUUGUUUAUGAAAAAUCUGUGGAAGCUUGGAAGUUUAUCAUCAUGUAAAUUUCAUUAACUUUAUUUUUCUUCAAACAGAUGUUGUCACAUCAAUAAAAACUUUGGAAUUCUUAGGUCUUAAGCUUUAGUUUACACUCAGUCCUUUGAUCAUCUUUUUUGCUUGCCCACGUUACAGUCCUAAUUUGAUUUUGGGGUGUCUGAAUAUUUCACCUGCAUUUGUUUUCAUUCUGUGCACAGACAAGAAAACACUUUCCUGCAAGGAUUAAUUACCCUGGGCUACUUUUAUCAUUCAUAUUCAUGUCUUAAUUUUUAAAGAUGAUACUGCCAUAGUUCUGUUAUGAACAUACCACUUAAAAUCCUUACUCACGCCCUGUUUCCCUCAUUCUGUAGGAUUACUGUCCGCUCCCUAGAACACAGAGAAGGUGAAGAGUUGAAAUGUUAAGAACUGAAAUAGUAUUUCUAAUAGUAAAUACAGCUCCCUUUGCACUGCUGCUUUUGAAAUCCAAACGGGGAGAAUUUCUGCCUCCCAUGCUUUUAUAAAGGUAAAUGUUCUGUGCUGUAAGAGCUUCACACUGAAGCUAAUCCUUACAAUAACUCUAGAAGAAUAUCUUCUUAUACAUCCUAUACAUGAUUUGGAGGAAGCUGAAAGACAGCAGCUGUAGUGUUUAAACUGUUCAAUAGGACAACUGAACAGAAAAGCAGCUUUUCUUCAGCCAGCUCAAGAAAGGGUCCAGCUCACUGACCCAAACUCUUAAAAAAAGAUGUUAAAAGAAAUAGCUGGGGUCCCUUAAAUGCACAUGGCUGGCACUGUUGAAGAGGUCAGCAAAUGAAUUGGUAACACUACACAUACACUUCUAGUGGGUAUCAAAAGUGGAUAAUUCUAGAAAGGCAGUGGAAAGGACAGUUUAUAAUCUCCCCCUCCCCAGAGGGAGAGCUAAGCAAGCAUGGGGGGGCUGGAUAUCAAACCGUGUAUUUACAGAGCAGGAGUUACCCGCUUAGGUAUAGCCACUUUGUGGGGUUUUAAAUUCAGAUAGUCUUCCUGAUGCUCUGCAAAUUACAAGGGGCUUAUGCUUCCCAUCAAAACUGUUACAGUAAAGGAUACACAGACUUACACUAGAAGGAAUUUUUUCUAGUGUAAAAACCAAUAAUGUGCCAGCCCGCAAAUUAAUUGCCUACUGUGUUAAUUAGCCUGGUUUAAAAUUACCCUUUCUGUGUUCAGCUGCAAACCACUUACCCCUCUCUGGAGCACAGGGGGCAGGAGGGCAGCGGCUCUACACCACAGCUCCAUCCAGGGUGGGCAGGGGCAGCGGAGGCAGAUCACACAGGGUGAUGGUGUGCGGGCGGGGAAAGAAUCUGCCCCAGCCCUCGGAACAAGAAAAGCCCAAGUUUUCAGUGAAACAAGACCCUCUCCUAUCCAGGACCAUAUUUGGCUUAAUUUUUUUUCCAAAUGUUAUUAGACACCCGAAGAUAGAGAAUGAAGUAACCUCUUCCACUCAGCACGAUAUUUACAAGGCCUUGUUUGGAGUUGAAGAAGGAGAAAAUAUUUUUAAAUUAAAUGUCAGUUACAGAAUUUUUUUUUUUUAAUUAUAUUCCUCCAUUCUAAUAGAUAAUGUAUGUGCUUGAACACCCACACUGCAUACCUUUUCUUUUAAUUAUAAGAUCUAGCAAGCUAUGGAUAAUAUUUUUGUUCCCUCUGGUUAACAGAGAUCAUGUGCUUCUGUUCAGCUCUUAUUAAGAAAAAAAAAUAAAAAUCUAGCUUUCAGCUGAUAUAGAAAGGAACCAGAAACAUAUUGUGAGAUUUAGUACCUUUUGCAGUACUCGUAAGAGUCCUGUACCUGUUCUCAAGUACAUUAUAAAAUGCAUAUGGUACUAACCAUUCUGAAUGUGAACUACUCCAGUUUUUCCUGGGAAGCCACUAUUUGCACACAAAAAUAACAAUCAUAGAGAAGAAUAGUCACUCAUUUUGGAUCUGUGCAUAUGCUUGCUCGUAGUGCUCAGCUGGGCCUUAAAAGAAAAAUCUUUCAACGGUUCCAUCUAGAAAGCAUCUCAGAGUAAGGUGAUUACUGAAAUAGAGCUGCUUCUGAUCAUACCACUGAUAGCCUGUUCCUGUAAACUAGUAAGACCGAUAAGAAAAAAUAGAAAACAGGGAUUACGGAGAUCACAAUAUAAUUUUGGGUCCCUCUGAUUAGAAAGGCCACUUCUGUGGCAAAGUGAUGAUGCUGUUCCCAAUCUCUGGAUACAAGCAGCUUGUCCUCUUGGUGAAAAAUUCACACUGAAAAAUGCCCAGUACUUUAUUUUAAAAGGAAGAUUUCACUGCUUUACUAGAAAGAAAUAGCAGAGGAAUAUGUUUGUAAGAGUUCUCUUUCGUUUAGUUACUGGGGGGAGGGGUUGUUAAGGAAAUGAAAGGGGUGGGACCUGUACAAAGCAGCAAAUAUCCAGUCACAUUCUUAGGAACCUAAACUUUUUUUUUUUUAAUAUAAACUGUUUUGCAUAACCAAAUCUUCUGUAAUCUGUUCAAGAAUGUACCAUAGCUCAGUGUGGCACUGAUACCUACUGACCAAGAUAGUGGGAGUUAUUCUCUACUGAAUGUUACCUGAACUGAGAUUACAGGGAGUUUCCCAGUACAGUGGCAACAGUAAGAUCUGUCUGAUGUAAUAAAGCCUUUUCUGUUCUUUA